Molecule: messenger RNA, 1816 nt
Organism: Lathyrus oleraceus (garden pea)
Lineage: Eukaryota; Viridiplantae; Streptophyta; Magnoliopsida; Fabales; Fabaceae
Product: geraniol 8-hydroxylase
Exons: 2
Coding region: 42-1547 (501 amino acids)
Molecular function (GO): monooxygenase activity; iron ion binding; oxidoreductase activity, acting on paired donors, with incorporation or reduction of molecular oxygen
Source: RefSeq, a predicted model, not a curated record
AUCUGAAUAGCUACAACACCAUACAUCUCUUUGUUUCAUAGAUGGAGUUUUUACUAAGCUGUAUGAUCCUCCUCUUUCUAUUAGCAUUCACUCUCUAUUUUCUACUUUCUAAAUGGACUAAAAACAACUCAAACAUGAUCAAGCUUCCACCUGGACCUACUCCUCUUCCUUUCAUAGGAAACCUCCAUGAAUUAGGAAAAAAGCCUCACAAAUCCUUAGCCAAAUUAGCUGAAAUCCAUGGUCCACUCAUGAGUCUAAAGCUAGGCCAAGUAACAACCAUAGUUGUCUCUUCACCCAACAUGGCAAAAGAAAUACUCCACACACAUGAUCAUGUCUUAUCUAACAGAGUCAUUCCACAUGCUGUGACAGCUUAUGACCACUACAAAUAUAGCAUAACAUUCUUACCCGUUUCACCUGUUUGGAGAAACUUAAGAAAAAUAUGCAGUAAUCAGUUAUUCUCUAACAAGACACUUGAUGAGAGCCAGAAUCUUAGGAGUCAGAAACUUCAAGAGUUUCUCAAUGAUAUUAAUCAAAGUAGUCUUGUUAACGAAGCUGUUGAUAUUGGAAAAAUGGCUUUUAAGACCGCGAUUAAUUUGUUGUCAAACACUAUUUUCUCUUUAGAUUUUGUUGAGUCUGCUGGUUCAGUUGGAGAUUUCAAGGAGCUUGUUGUGAAAAUAACGGAAGAAUCUGGAAAACCAAACCUUGCUGAUCUUUUUCCUGCUCUUAGGAUGUUUGAUCUACAAGGUAUUAAAGCUCGCACCUCUGCCUAUGCUGGGAAGAUUCUUGAUAUCUUUCAGCUUCUAAUUGAUCAAAGAUUGGAGCUGAGGGAAGUACAAGGUUCUGACACAAACAAUGACAUGCUAAGUACCUUGCUCAACAUUGCUCAUGAAAACAGCCAAGAUAUGAACAAAACCAAAAUCCAACACUUAUCUCUGACUUUAUUUGUUGCGGGUACGGAUACAAUUUCAUCUACGCUAGAAUGGGCCAUGGCAGAAUUGGUCAAAAAUGAAAAGAUUAUGUCAAAAGCAAAACAAGAGUUGGAACAGAUAAUUGGCAAAGGCAAACCAGUGGAAGAAUCAGAUAUAGCUAAACUUCCUUAUUUACAAGCUGUAUUAAAAGAGACAUUUAGAUUACACCCUCCAGUUCCAUUUUUAAUUCCUCGAAAAGCCAGUGCAACUGUGGAAAUUGGUGGCUACACAAUCCCAAAAGAUGCACAAAUAAUGGUCAAUGUUUGGGCUAUUGGUAGAAAUUCAAGUGUUUGGGAAAAUGCAAGUUUGUUUUCACCAGAGAGAUUCUUAAAAUCUGAAAUUGAUUUUAAAGGUCACGAUUUCGAACUUACGCCAUUUGGCGCUGGAAGAAGAAUUUGUCCUGGCUUGUUGUUAACUACAAAGGUGUUGUAUUUGAUGCUGGGUUCAUUAAUCAAUUGUUUUGACUGGAAAUUUGAUGAUGACACAAAAGUUGAUGAUAUGAACAUGGAGGAUAAAUUUGGAAUCACAUUAGCCAAGGCUCGACCAUUAAGAAUCAUUCCUGAAAAAGUAUGCAACUAGUACUUGGAAUUUGUUUAUAAAGAAAUACUCGAGAAAUAUCCAAUAAAAAGAGAGUAAAUUUUAAAUUUAUUUAAAAUUUAAUUUCUUUUUUCAUUGGAUUUAUGGGAUGGUUGUGAUGCGAAGGAGAGGGAAAUUUUUAUUUUUAUUUUUUAAUUAAUAAAAAUAUUGUGAUAUGUAUUAUGGUUGUGUCCAUCUAUGAGUUUUCUGUUUGUUUAUAUUUAUCUCAUUACAUAAAUAUACUUAUGGAGAAAAGAUAUAUUAUAUUAUUA